Rhipicephalus microplus (southern cattle tick) is the source of this 833-nucleotide messenger RNA. RefSeq lists its product as uncharacterized. Lineage: Eukaryota; Metazoa; Arthropoda; Arachnida; Ixodida; Ixodidae. The record is from RefSeq and is a predicted model, not a curated record.
GUACGGCUGCGAAAGAUUUCAUCACUUUAUCUACGGCCGCAAUGUCAUUGCAGAGACCGAUCAUCGGCCCUUGAUUACCAUUGCUCGGAAACCAAUAGGCGAUAUGCCGCCAAGGCUACAGCGUUUCUUCCUCCGUUUGCUGCGUUAUGACCUUGACUUGCAAUUCAUUCCAGGGAAGCAGCUCGUCCUGGCCGACAUGCUCUCGAGAGCCACAAGCAGGCAAGCGGGUGACACCGACAGCGACGAUGUAGAAGUCCACGCGGACGACACCGAUGGAGGGUGCGCCUUCACCUGCCGAGGUGUUACAAGGAAGGCGACUGCGAACGACGCUGCCGGAUGUCCGUUCCGUUCCAGAAUUUCCGGUCCGAAAGCAUCGCCAGAGCAACGCCUGCAGGAGGACCCUAGCGCCGCUGGGAGCAGGCGACACCGUUCGAGUUAAAGGGGGGUCAUGGUCGACCAAAGCACGAGUCCUCGAGCCAUGCAAUACUCCCAGGUCAUACCAUGUCGUCACAGAGGAAGGAAGGGUCCUCCGCCGCAACCGCCAGCACCUACUUCCGACCGGUGAAAGCUUUCGAAGGCGCACGUGUUCCAGCAGCAGUGAGGACUUCGCCGAACAAACUGCAAAUUGCAGUAGUGGGCCCGCAGCUCUCCAUGCACCCAAUACGGCAGGCAUCGUAACUUCAAGAAGUUCGACAAGACUGCGACGGCCACCACAGCGGUUGACCUACGACAGAAACUUUGUGCAAGUGUCGUGAUGAGCUUCCCAGUGGCGUGCAAUGAACGAUGUUUCUUCUGUGCACUGUUCAACCCUGUAACUCCCCGUUAGAAAAAUA